Messenger RNA from Microthlaspi erraticum, 789 nucleotides. The record is from the annotation of a GenBank genome assembly. Lineage: Eukaryota; Viridiplantae; Streptophyta; Magnoliopsida; Brassicales; Brassicaceae.
AUGGAAUGUAACAAGGAAGAAGCUAGAAGAGCAUUGGCUAUCGCAGAUAGGAAACUAUCAGAGAACGAUUACAAUGGUGCGCAAAAAUUCGCUAGCAAGGCUCAGAAAAUGUAUCCGAAGCUCGACGGUCUGAAACAAGUCUUGGCGAUAACACAUGUUUACAUCUGUGGAUCAAACGGAGGAGACGAGUCUGAUUGGUAUGGGAUCCUAGGCGUGGAUCCAUUAGCUGUUGAAGAAACGUUGAAGAGACAGUACAAGAGGCUAGCUCUUUUGCUUCAUCCAGACAAGAACAGGUUUCAUGGCGCGGAAGGUGCAUUUAAGAUGGUUUCAGAUGCUUGGCGUCUAUUAUCCGACAAAGACAAGAGAAGCGAGUACGAUCGAAAAAGGAGACGGGAUGAAAUUCCACAGGAAAAGAGCAGAAGGCCAAAAAACAAGCCCGCUUCUUCUGAUGGCGCAAAUCAAGAAGCACAAGAAAAGAUUAAAGAAUGGCUUGAAAAGGCACGAAAAGAUACUGCUGCAGCUUUUGCGUCUGCAAGGCCACAAAACGAGCCACCUUCUUCUUCUCCAACUUCAUCAUCUCAUAAAAGGAGACGGGAUGAAUCUUCUCGAAAAAGGAGACGGGAUGAAAUUCCACAGAAAAGGAGCAAAAGGCCAAAAAACGAGCCCGCUUCUUCUGAUGGCGCAAAUCAAGAAGCACGAGAAAGAUUUAUAGAAUGGUUUGAAAAGGCACGAGAAGAUGUUGCUGCAGGUGUUGCUGCUGCUAAGAUAAACAGCCAACAUUAUUAUUAA